Molecule: messenger RNA, 1279 nt
Organism: Rhodamnia argentea
Lineage: Eukaryota; Viridiplantae; Streptophyta; Magnoliopsida; Myrtales; Myrtaceae
Product: ethylene-responsive transcription factor WIN1
Exons: 2
Coding region: 172-903 (243 amino acids)
Biological process (GO): regulation of DNA-templated transcription
Molecular function (GO): DNA-binding transcription factor activity; DNA binding
Source: RefSeq, a predicted model, not a curated record
UAGAUUCACUCUCACCCCCCAACUCUUUAUAUUCUGCACAGAUCCUGUAUUCCAUCAUCAUCAUCGCCAGUCUGACCGUGACUUAGAUUUUCUCUCUCUCUCUCUCUCUCUCUCUCUCUCUCUCUCUCUGUCUGUGUCUGGACAAAGAAGGAAAGGAACGAGACGAGGGAGAUGAAGAUGGCUCAGUCGAAGAAGUUCAGGGGCGUGAGACAGCGUCACUGGGGCUCAUGGGUUUCCGAAAUUCGCCAUCCUCUGUUGAAGAGGAGGGUGUGGCUGGGCACGUUCGAGACGGCCGAGGAGGCGGCACGAGCCUACGACCAGGCCGCGAUCUUGAUGAGCGGCCGGAACGCGAAGACCAACUUCCCGACAUCUCAGACCCCGAGCGGCGACGCGAAGACGGGCGACGGUGGCAACAGCAACGCCGCCGCCGCUAAUUCCUUGUCUUCCUCGAAGCACUUGUCGGAGAUCCUCCACGCGAAGCUCAGGAAGUGCAGCAAGACGCCGUCGCCGUCCCUCACCUGCCUGAGGCUCGACACCGAGAACUCCCACAUUGGCGUCUGGCAGAAGCGCGCCGGCCAGCGCUCCGACUCCAGCUGGGUCAUGACUGUACAGCUCGGCAACAAGAAUGCCGAUGCUGUCGGAGAGUCUGGGGACCCUCUUCCUCUUCCUCGUCCACAUCCCCCUUCCACUUCUUCUUCUACUUCUUCUACGUCUUCUUCUUCGUCUUCGCCGUCGUUGCCGCCGCCGCCUUCGGAGUUGAUGGUGAGAGGCGACGUGGACGAAGAAGAGAGGAUCGCCUUGCAAAUGAUUGAAGAGCUCUUGAACAGGAACUGCGCUGGCCCUUCUUUUGGAAACCCCGAGGAGGAGGAGGAGGAGGAGGAGGAAAAUAGUUUUUAUCUCUAGUCCUUUAAAAAUGGUAAAUUUAAAGUGGACUUAUGUUAUAAAUGGCAAAUGUAUUGUGGAUAGAGUAUUGCGAGAAUUCGUUAUACUUUUGGAAAUAAUAGUAUGUAAUGUAUUGGCGAACAUAAAUGCUGGAGAUUAAAUAAUGUUUUACAGAGAUUGAACUUGGGGGUAAGGGGAAUAAAUUCAUGAGAGUGUGGGGAUGUAUUGCUAAAUAUGUAAAAUUGUGGGGGCAAAAUGUGUGGUUUGAGUGCAAGGGGCAGGAAAAGAAUGGUUAACAGUUGACAGCAUUUCUUAUAACUCUGUUUCUUUUUCCUUUCUUUUUUUAAGAAUGGAUGAUUUGUAAUUGUAGCCCCCACCUUGGGGCUUACAUUUUUAU